AUGCUCGGCCGUCUUACUCACUACGCAUUUGAUGCUGUUCUUUUCUCCGCCUUCCUGGCUGGUGUCAAGCGUUCCACAGGCCUAACAUAUGAGCCUCGCAUAAAAAGUUUCCAAUAUAUACCCAAGAGAGGACCGACUUGGCUAACUCUGUUGACCCCCGCGCCACCCUAUCGGUCGGGUCGCGUGUGUGCGGGGGCCGUUCAUAGCCCCAGUGUGAAAACCGAACAGAUCUCCGACAACAAAGAUGUGAAGAAAUGGAUUGAUAACUACCUCGGUGUUGGCGAGUGGGUUAUGGAUCAAUCAGUGGCUGUCAUGGGAUCCUCCAGCUGGUUCGAACGCAGACGAUAA
Messenger RNA from Penicillium malachiteum, 348 nucleotides. Its product is annotated as DUF1748 domain-containing protein. NCBI's taxonomy places the organism in Eukaryota, Fungi, Ascomycota, Eurotiomycetes, Eurotiales, Aspergillaceae. Gene Ontology annotation, cellular component: cytoplasm. The record is from RefSeq and is a predicted model, not a curated record. The transcript is spliced from 4 exons. Bases 1 to 348 code for a protein of 115 amino acids.